Molecule: messenger RNA, 909 nt
Organism: Bipolaris oryzae ATCC 44560
Lineage: Eukaryota; Fungi; Ascomycota; Dothideomycetes; Pleosporales; Pleosporaceae
Exons: 2
Coding region: 1-909 (302 amino acids)
Source: RefSeq, a predicted model, not a curated record
AUGUUCAACCUCUCCACUAUUGUCCUUAUGGCAUUUGCUGCAUGCCACGCUUUCGGUAAUUAUAUCGCCUAUCUGUCUCCCGGGUGUGAUGGCCCUGAACAUAGCCUCGAAUCGUAUCGCGGUUGCGUUUCAGUGACAGACACGCGCUUGGCAGUGACAACAGUGGCUACAACGACUGAGCACCAUCGCCUAGAAGACAUUGCUAUCUUCGUUUAUACUGGUACUUCAUGUGAUGGAAGCUACGCGCAACUGGAAGUAGGCAUCUGUUAUGAGAUGGAGGGCUUCCACUCUGUAAAAGUAGUCUAUCUUCCAGACAAAAAACCCGACGGCCUAGGAAACAGCCCGGCUAUAGCAGACGCUCCAUACAUGACCUACCAAGGUUCUCCAUUCGCAAACGCCCGCAGAUAUCGCCAAAGCCAGCUGAACCCGCAGAAGCCCAUGCACAAGGAAAUCGAUCACCUUGUUGAAAACAGUAAACAGGGAGAGCACCGCAUUUCUGACUGCCAAGAUGACGUGGUUCUUAGUUCUAUCCAGGACGAAGUGGUGCACUUGGUGAACAACCAUCGAGUUGCCAAUGGGUGCAGUAGACUCGCAACUGUCUCGCACCUCGCAAAUGCCGCUCAGGGCCACUCGAACGAUAUGGCCUCGCGAGGAUACUUUAGCCAUACUACUCCCGAGGGAGUACCGUUUACGAACCGUAUCCUGAACGCUGGAUAUAAAUUCAGAAGCGCCGCCGAGAAUAUAGCAAAAGGGCAGACUAGUGCUGCCGACGUGGUAGAGGCAUGGAUGAAAAGUCCUGGGCAUCGGGCUAACAUUCUGGAUUGCGCUCUUCAGCAUACGGGUGUUGGGGCCGCUACAGGGUCGGAUGGAAGUUGGUAUUGGACUCAGGAUUUUGCAAGUCCUGCGUGA